Molecule: messenger RNA, 1500 nt
Organism: Ipomoea triloba (trilobed morning glory)
Lineage: Eukaryota; Viridiplantae; Streptophyta; Magnoliopsida; Solanales; Convolvulaceae
Product: pectin acetylesterase 11-like
Exons: 12
Coding region: 95-1300 (401 amino acids)
Biological process (GO): cell wall organization
Cellular component (GO): plant-type cell wall
Molecular function (GO): pectin acetylesterase activity
Source: RefSeq, a predicted model, not a curated record
ACUUAUUCAUCUUCUCUAUUUCCUUUUCUCAUUGAGCCCUUCAAUCACAGUGGGGUGGUGAUAUUAUCAUCAAUUGUACAAUAAAGUAUACAGUAUGGCAAUUGCACAGAAUUUUCAUCAAUGGCUAUCUUUACUGAUCUGUGCGUUGGUUAUACUGCAAACUAGAGCCGCCGACAUUAUUGCACGCAUUCCUCUAACGUUUCCUGAAAAUGCCGUGGCUAUGGGAGCUGUGUGUCUUGAUGGAAGUCCCGCAGCAUACCAGUUCAUAAAAGGUGCCCCGGAAAGCCAAAAUAAUUGGUUGAUUUACAUGGAGGGGGGUGGAUGGUGUGAAAGCGAAAAAGAAUGCAAGGAACGAACAUUGGACCAUAAGGGUUCAUCCAACCAUAUGAUGAAGAACGAAAUCUUUAAAGGUGAUAUCGACUUUCCGUUUUAUGGCAUGUUAGACAGCCACUCAAAAAAUACGAAUCCUACCGAAUUUCGAACAUGGAACAUCGUCAUUAUGCGAUAUUGUGAUGGAUCCUCAUUUACGGGAGAUGUUGAAAAACCAGUUGAAAACCUUUACUUCAGAGGUAAAAGGAUAUUUGAGGUCAUAACAAAUGAGCUAAUGAACAAGGGAUUGAAGGAUGCUAAACAGGUGUUUCUUACCGGUGGUUCUGCUGGUGGGGUAUCUGUAGCCUUGCACUGUGAUCGUUUCAGUAAACUCCUAUCAAAUACUACCAAAUUCAAAUGUCUGACUGAUGGAGGCUAUUUUAUCCACGCGAAAAAAGACCCCAAACAAGCCGAAGGAUUUGAAUCAAUGUUCGAGAAUAUUGUUACCCUACACAAUUCUACUGGGAUGCUUCCUCAGACAUGCACUCAGAAGAUGAAAGACAAGCCAUAUUUGUGCAUGUUCCCACAAUACGUGGUGAGAGAUACGGUGACACCAAUUUUCAUUUUAAUGUCGCCGUAUGAUGCAUACCAGAUUAAUAUUACACUGGGUCAUGAGGUUUACUUCGCCAUAAAAAAAGCCCAAAUGGAGCACGUAGAGUUGGCUCCACCUGUAUAUAAUCUCCUUAAAGAUUUUAGAUUGCAAUUCUUGGAUGCACUGCCGCCCAGCAAACCAUCAACUGGGAUCUUUAUUAACAAUUGCUUCGGUCAUACAGAGAUCACCGCGCCGACUUGGAAAAUAGAUGGUAACAGAGUAAACAACGUGAUGGAUUGUACGGCAAUAAGUGAUUGGUACUUUGAUCGAAAUCAAAUAAAUUUAAUUGAUAAGAUGGACUUGAUAAAGGAUUGCAAGCCAAAUGGAUACUUGGGUUAGCUUCUUGAUGGUGUAGGUGGACGAGCGAUGCAUGAUCCGAAGAUUUCAAGUUUAUUUUAAAUUGUGUAGUUGUGCCUAAUAAGAAACCAUAUGACUAUAUAUGGUCAUUUGUAUUUUAAUUUGUUCACAAUUUCUAAAUAAACACUUGAUUGCAGAUAAAUGUUUCUCAAUAUAAUUAAAAUCACGAACUUUUAAUUUUA